AUGAGAGUAUUAAGUGGCAUUUGUGUCAUUACAGUUCUGUUUUCAAUACAGAAUGCUGAAACAUAUUCUCUCGAGAAUUUCGACAACUCUUAUUCUCAACGUGAUGCAUCAGUCUUUUAUAUACGACAACUUCUAAAACGUAUUAAAUCAAAUCAUGAUGCCAGUUUACAAUGGAGAAAAAGAACGGAUGAUACACCAAAGAAGUGCCAAGAAAUAAAACUAGGCCAAUCUUAUAUUGGUGUUAUUGGAGCAUCCAUCAAUAAUAUUACUACAUAUCAAGAUUGUAUAAAUCAGUGCGAAAAAGAUAGUAAAUGCUACGGAUGGUCAUAUAAAAAUUCGAGUCAGCGUUGUUGGCUUCAAACAUCACUGGGUAUAACAAAUAUUGAUAAAUCAGUGAUGGGUGGAUCUUGUCUUGGACCAGCUGCGAAGGAAACGCACUGCACUGACGUAAUAAUCAGCAGCUAUUACAAUGGUGAUUCCGGUCCAGCAAUAACUCAGGUGGCUACAUAUCAAGAUUGCAUGCGUAGAUGCGAUGCAUCAGCAACAUGCUUGGCAUGGAGACAUCGAGCGUCUGAUAAUACCUGUUGGCUACAAACUACAGCAUAUGAAAAGAUAACUGAUGGACAGUAUACAAGUGGAUCUUGUAUUAAACAACAAACACAAUAUCCAUCAAUAGGAACGGUUGCUACACCAAAGAAGUGCAAAGAAAUAAAAUCAGGCUUUUAUUAUGGUGGUGAUACUGGAUCAUACAUAGAUAAUAUUACUACAUAUCAAGAUUGUAUGAAUUGGUGUGAAAAAGAUAGUCAGUGCUACGGAUGGUUAUAUUACAAUUCCACUAAUCAUUGUUUGCCUCAAACAUCGGUGGAUAUAUUAUAUACUGAUGAAUCAGUGAUGGGUGGAUCUUGUCUUGGACCAGCUGCGAAGGAAACGCACUGCAAGGAAGUAAUAUCGAACUCCUCUCACAUUGGUACUAUCGAUCGACAAAUAAGUCGAGUGACUACAUAUCAAGGUUGCAUGACUGAAUGUGAUGCUUCACCAACAUGCAUGGGAUGGGCAUACCAAGCGUCUGGUCAAAUCUGUCAGCUGUUAACUACAAUAAGAUAUACGAUACCUGAUAAGCAGUAUACAACUGGAUCUUGUAUUAAAAAACAAACACCAUAUGCACCACUAAGUCUCGAAAAAUUUAGACAACAAGCAUUAGAUCAACAUAAUUUUUAUCGUAAAAAACAUUGUACACCUCCACUUGUAUUAGAUCCAGCAUUGAAUGAUAUAGCACAAAGUUAUGCAGAGCAUUUAGCUGCUAUUGAUACAUAUGUACAUAGUGGAACUAGAUUCAACGGUCAAUGGAUGGGAGAAAAUUUAUCUGGAUUAGAUGGUAGAAAAUUUUCAUACGAUACAGGUGCAGCUCCAACUAACUCUUGGUACAAUGAAAUCCAAUCUUAUAAUUGGUCAAAUCCUGGCAUAGCAAAAGCGACUGGACAUUUCACACAAUUAAUUUGGAAAGAUACAACUAGAUUAGGUAUCGGUAGAGCACGGUCAAACACAAGCAACACUGUGUUUGUGGUUGGAAAUUAUUUUCCAGGAGGAAAUUUGCCUGGACAAUUUGAGAAAAAUGCCUUACCAUUAUGUUGA
Molecule: messenger RNA, 1632 nt
Organism: Adineta steineri
Lineage: Eukaryota; Metazoa; Rotifera; Eurotatoria; Adinetida; Adinetidae
Source: the annotation of a GenBank genome assembly